This is a messenger RNA of Epithele typhae, 1194 nucleotides long. RefSeq lists its product as uncharacterized. Lineage: Eukaryota; Fungi; Basidiomycota; Agaricomycetes; Polyporales; Epitheliaceae. The transcript has 4 exons. Gene Ontology annotation, cellular component: plasma membrane. The record is from RefSeq and is a predicted model, not a curated record. Bases 1 to 1194 code for a protein of 397 amino acids.
AUGGAAGACGUGCUGAUCGCGAUCCCGGGCGCGACGGCGCUGCACGUCCUCAAUGAGCGCUCGGUCGCGCUGGGCGCCGGCGACCUCACGCUCGUCCCCGCCGCGCAGGCGGAGACGGCGCUGACGGUGCGCGUGGGGCCCGCCGCGUUCGCGCUGGAGCGGGGCACGCCGUUCGGGACCGUCGCGGGCGACGCGCGCGCGUACGUGUUCGAGCCGCGCAUCGAGGGCGGUGCGCCGGGCGGGUUUGUGAAGAUCCUGCUCCCGGAGGCGGUUACGGAGGACGGUUCGCGGCUGUCGGCGCUGCAGGAGCGCUUCGAGGAGAUCCUCAUUGAGCACGGACUGCUCCAGCCCGCGGAGGACGUGGAGGGCACGGGCGGCGGGGGCGAGCACAAGGGCGUGAAGGAGAAGCUGAAGGCCGCGAUCCAUGUCGAAGACUCCGAAGAGCUCGUCACUAUCCCGGACGCCAUCGCCGCGCAGAUCCUAGGGGAGCGCACGGAGGUGCUCUCGGCGGGAACGCUCGCGCUGCUCCUCAUGCCGCUGCCCGAGCGCGACCAGGAGGGCCAACCGGUGCUCACGCUCGUCGUCGGCACCUCCGCGUUCCCGCUCUACUGCGACACCGCGUUCGGCACGCUCGCGGACGACUCGCGCACAUAUGUCUUCAAGCCACAGACGGCCGGCACGGACAAGGGGUACGUCGCGAUCGUCCUCCCGGACCCGACCGCGCCCGCGCCCGACAGCACGCCCUCGAGCGACCUCGCCGCGCUGCAGAACCAGUUCGAGCUCGCGCUCAUCGAGCACGGCCUCCUCAAGGACGGGCUCGCGGCGGUCGCGGACGACCUCGCGCGCUCGCUGUCCUCGCUCGGGGCGCGCCUCGCCGCCGCGCGGGACCGGUACCUCGCGCGGCGCCCCGCCCCGCGCGUGACGACGGCGCUCGCGUCGCCCACCCCGGUGAACAGCCCGUCGUCGGCGUGGCCCGCGAGCCCGGUCGACGCGCGGCCGCUCGUGGAGGGCGCGAAGGAGGCGGCGGGCGCGGUGUGGGGCGUCGCGGGGGCGGCGGGGAAGUGGCUCACGAAGACGUUUGGGCCGAUGGACCCGUUGGCGGCGGAGCGGAUGCAAAGGCAGGAGGAGGAGGAGGAGGCGCGAGCGCGGGGGAGCGCGGGGGACAAGGACACGGAGGGCGUGGAGGCUCGGUGA